CGGCAGAAAUGGGCUGCGGCUUGAGGAAGUUCCGUCAGACGGAAGACAACAGUCCGGGAAAGAUUUACUCCACCCUCAAGAGACCACAGGUGGAGACCAAGAUCGGGGUCGCCUACACGUACCAGCACUUGGACUUCCUGGUGGGGAAAGACAAUGGGACGUCCACACUGUGUCUGUCCUCGGUGAGGGAGCUGCCGUCUCAGCUGCAGGAUCUCUACCAGCAGGGCUUCAUUCUAACAGCUGUGCACCCCUUCGUCCACCCCUGCGGCCCCGAGCCCGCCAGCGUCCAGCGCCAGCUCUACCGGGCAGUGCUCAUCAAAGUCUCUGACAGCUGGGAGAAGAAUCCGGCAGACUUUGAGCCUUACCAUCUAAAGCUGGAGGAAUGUAUGUCUGCGGACCAGAUUCCCACUACGGAACACAUCCAAGGCUACGUAAAGAAACAGAUCCAGGAUGCUGCGGAUCAGGGCAUCAUGUUUGUGGGCUUCAUCCAGGAGCCAGCUGGCCUCCGCCCACACGUGCCACGGCACGGAGAACCAGAGGAACCCUCCCUCUCCCUGCACUCCAGCCCCAGCUCGCUGCACGGCUCCGGGCUCACGCCCAGCCCCAGUCCCCUGGAGGAGCCGGAGCUGGGAGACGAGUCUGGAGCGGAGAACGAAGGGAAAGACGGGGGAGGUGAGGCUCUGAGAGAGGGCGUGAAAGCUUCUGAAGGUGGAGAAGGAGAUGAUGUCUCUGUUGAGACAUCAGCCAUGUUGAAAUCAGGAUCUGGUGAAACACAGCAAGGAGAUACACUGACACACAACAACAACGACACGGCCAAAAUCAAAGACACGAGCGAGAAAGCCCUGACGAAGAGUGUUGCCGAGCUCUUUGGAUUGUUUAACUACCCGGGUCGCCGUGAGGGUCAGUUUAAGUACUACACGGUUAAAGUGCCUCUACGAGUGCAACCGCAGGGCGAGGGCAUCUGUACUUUGGAGGCGAACUGGCUCGAUCACAUGACUCAACAUUUCAACAACGGAGCUUCACUAGUGGACGGAUACUUUCAGCUGGCCAAUGACAGCGAUCUUCUCAUCAAGUCAGUGGACAGUGUGUUUGUGUUCCAGGAGGCCGUGGAGGGAGACUCCAGCGCAGCUGCUGCGUACGACGCUAUAGUGGUGGAGCAGUGGACAAUCAUCGACGGUUUACAGGUGAAGACGGACUAUAUUCCCUUGCUGCAGUCGCUGGCUUCAUUCGGAUGGAGACUCACUUGUGUGCUGCCUACACCCAUCGUCAAGACUAACAGUGAUGGAAGUUUGGCCACCAAACAGAUCGUUUUCCUCCAGAGACCAAUGUUGCCUCGCAAGAAGAAAGACUCGAAGAAAGUCAUCUUUAAAGCACGGAACAAGUCCAACAAGAACUCUAUCAAAGACGCACCAAAGAACAAGAAGAAGAAAGAGAAAGAGAUGAGUGAUCAAAAGAGCAGCGAGAAGAGCGCUGAAGAGACGAACGAACGACGGGAGGAAAACCUGAAUGCAGAAGUGCAGAGUGAACAGAAGGAGGACAGAGAGGAAGGGAAUGAGACAGAGGAAGGGACGGCUACAGGAAGUGAGGUCGGAGCUGACAGGGAGAAACAAGAAGAGGUGGGCGGAAGUAGCGAAAGAGAUGCUGAGGAAAAGGUAGACGAGAGUAGUGUGAAAACUGCUGCUGAAAUGGGGCCGUAUAAGGACAAAGCAGCACAAGAGACAGGACAACAGGAAGUGGAAAAACAGGAAGACGAAUCAGCCAAUCAGGAUUGAGGAUGUGCUCACACCCACCAGGCCAAUGGAAGUGGACCUUUAUGAAUGUUAAAAUGCUACCCUGCAAAAAAAUCACUUUGCUAAUCAAUAUUUUGUCUCGUGCAGUAUCUAAACAUCCUUGAAACAAGAUCAGUCUCGUUUCAAAGAUCUUUAGAUACCCAAAGAGACAAAACUACUGGUUGACGUCGUGUAGCUUACAGUUUCAGACCUCACCUCCUGUAACCAAUGCUGAACAUUUAACUCGGCCGAUCGAGGUCUUUAAAUGAGCCGAAAGGACUCCGGGAUCCUGGAAGAGGGAGGAGAGAUGGGAAGAGAUUGUUAUCGGUAGAUGCACUGGAUGGGAAAACCACAUUAAUAUUUAGUUGAUGAGCCCAGAGGGACUCGAAGAGGAGAUGGUUACUGUUGCGAGAAGCAAUCUAUUGUGAUGUAAGGUGCAUAUGUUUGUGUAUGUUUUUGUUUACGUUUAUAUGAAUAUUUCAUGUCACCGUCCAAACAAAAGGUUCAGCUUCUCAAAGUUUGAGAGAAGAUACUCACCUGAAGUUUGUUGGUUUGGUUGUUAACUUUCUGGUUUAAAGGAAUAGUUCACGCAGAAAUGAAAAUUCUGUCAUCAUUUAUUGUUGUUCCAAACCUGCAUUACUUUAUUCCAUGGAAAAAGUGAAAUAAGUGAAUGAAUGUUGUAUGGAAACCCAUUCCUGCCACAUAAGAAAAAAGAAAAAAAUCAUAGAAAUCAUGAGAUAAAAAGUAAAAAUUAUGUACUAACUCAUAAUUAUGAAAUGUCAAAAUUGACAUACUAAGUUCUAAUUAUGAGAUAAAAAGUAGAAAUUAUGACAUACACUCAAAAGAAAAAACUGUAAGCCUUUUUUAAAGAUUGAAUGAAUUUCAAUUUUAUAGUAAAAUUCCAUUAAAUUUAAUUGAAUAAUUAUUUAAUUAUUAUUUAUUUAAUUAUUUAUCUCAUAGUUCUAAUAAUGAGAUAAAAAGUAGAAAUUAUGACAUACACUCAAAAAAUUUAAGCCUUUUUUAAGAUUUAAGAAUUUCAAUUGUAUAGUAAAAUUCCAUCAAAUAACUGAAGAAUUAUUUAAUUAUUUAUCUCAUAGUUCUAAUUAUGAGAUAAAAAGUAGAAAUUAUCAUAUAGACUCAAAAAAACAAAUUUAAGCCUUUAUGAUUUUUUAAUUGUAUAGUAAAAUUCCAUCAAAUUUAAUUGAAUAAUUAUUUAAUUAUUAUUUAUUUAAUUAUUUAUCUCAUAGUUAUAAUUAUGAGAUAAAAAGUAGAAAUUAUCACAUAAACAAAAAAAAAGCCUUUUCUUAAUUAAAAAAAUAUGAAUUCUUAAUUCAUAAUAUGAAUAAUAUGGUGCUAUACUAUACAAUUGAAAUUUGUAAACCUUCAAAAAUCUUUAAUUUUUUUUUUUGAGUGUACUAAGUCAUAAUUAUGGAUUUUACUAUACAGUUUAAAUUAGUAAAUCUUAAAAAAGGCUUGAAUUUUUUUUGGUGUGUAAUAAGUCAUAAUUAUGAAUUUUACUAUACAAUUUAAAGUUGUAAAUCUUAAAAAAAAAAAGGCUUAAAAAGUGUAUUAAGUCAUAAUUAUAAGAAGAAAACUGACAUAAAGCAUGAUUAUUUUCUUAUGUGCGAUAAUCCACAACUGUUGAGCUCCACAAAAGCAUCAAAGAAGCAGUACAUAAAUAUAUUAUUUUGCCCAGUAUGUGCGUACAGUAUAUUUUAUGCUGAUUAGAAUAUUGCAUCGUUAUUUAACCACAAGAUAAAUGAAUAAAUUAUCCAUUGAAUGUCUUAUGCAACAAAUGGUGAUUAAAUGAUGACAGAAUCAUGAUUUAGGGUGAAUUAUUGCUUUUAAAAGAGGCAGAUGGUAUAACAAGCUUGAGUUUCUGUCAAGUUGGGCUUCGGUUCACUUUUACAUCGAGACAAGCUGCUAUAGCAAAUGUUUUCAACAUUGCUCUAAGAGGCAAUGAAGCAUCACAAGUGAUUUUGUUUAAGAAAGAAGACACCAGAAGGAUGAGAUAUGCUCACCAACAGAUAAUUUCCCUGUUUUAAUUAGCAGACGACUAAGUGGCCGUUCAAACAGGACCUUCUUCUUGUGUUAAAAACAGCGGAGCGCAACAGAAGGUGUGUUUAUAGGCACAUUAACUCACUGACACCUGCUAAUGUUCACCUCAAGAUGUUCAUUCUGACUCCUGAUCCAGAUCCCAUCCAUGUUUUAAAACUGACACUGAUUUGUUGAACUAAUUCAUCAAGAUGAAAUCAAAGUAGAGAGGGCGGUUCGAACAGGAGGGGUUACAUUGGUGCCGUGACCCGGAUGGGAGUGAGGUUUAGGGGGGUGUAACGGAGGUCAGUAAGAGCUGUGCGUGUAAACCUCACUUCCCUGGCCUCAAGAGACGCACUAGCAACUGAUGCUAGAGACUGCGGUCUUUAGCGUCCUUGUUAGCGAGCCCGCCUCCCAUGCCAGAGACCCUGGUUCGAAUCCCGCUCAGAGUGGGUCAAAUAGGACCAGUGACACAUUUACUGAAAAUAGCAAGAGAGAGAUGUGGCACAUGUGUGCAUAGACCAAAAUUAAAAUAAUAAAUGGUUAAAACUGAAGUUUUUAUAAUAUUUCACUGCACAGAGUUUCCAUUAUGAAAAUUGCAUUUUCAGAGGGAGGCGAAAUGAGUGAAACUUCAUGGUGUUACAGACCGCCAUCAAUUUUCAAUUUGCAUAUGAAAAUAAAUGGAUACGUGGAUAAUCCAUAACAGACGGUUGUGAUGGGAUAGAGGGGUUAUUUCAUGACAAUGAUAUUAUUACCAUGAUCAUCUGGGAUGUUUCGGAUUUAAAGUGAACAACAGAAAAUGAGGACGGUUCGAAGGGAUAAUAAUGGGGUUAUGGGUUCACACGGUUCUUCGGCUUUCAUUAAUGAGGUGAACGUCUUGUAUUUCAGACAUCACAUCCCAUAAUCCAACUCAAUCACAAGACUAUGGUUUCAGAUAGAAAGCAUUAUCCUGUCUGACUCACGGUUUAGGUUUUGCAUAGACAGUGUUAUUAAAAAAAGAACAAAAAGUAUGUGUUAAAGAAAAAAUACUCAUUGUCAUAUUAUCUCUGAAUCCGUCACUUUUUCCAUCAGCUUUCUGUUAGUCAACGCAAAAUCUGCGCAGCGAAAAUCUUGAUUGCAUGGAUUCUAUUGAAAUUACUGAAAUUACUAAAACAGUAAAACCUAGUUCACACCAAGAAUGAUAACUAUAACGAUAACUAUAUUUUUGUCCACACAGACGAACGAUAAUGGUCUGUUUAUUCUGCAGUUUCAAAGUGUGUACAACAUGUUUUUGCUGUUAUUGUUGCAUUUACACGGCUUUAACCAGCUGAUGUUCUCAGCAUGCUAUGUUUGGAGUGAAUAGCUAGUGUAAUCGAUCUAAUCUAACAGCUAAUUUAGCUGACGAAGUCAAUAUAGUGGAAUAAAAACAACGGCUAGUCUUUUUCACUGCAGCUUCAAAGGAAGCAAGACAAUGUUGUCCAAACUAGCGUUGGAUACCUGAGCUAAUUUUAUUUUACACUGUUUGCUAGCCUGCCAUAAUGAUCUCAGCGUUAAUACUUCUCACCAUUUAUUCUGAAGGUAUGACUGAUUGCUUUCCAUAUAUCCAUUUUCUUUAAAGUAUCCUUGAAAAUGGGGUUUGACUUGUCAAACAGUGGUGGAUUUUUCAGGACUUCUGCGAUUAACUUGAUGUCCGCCAUUUUAAAUGCGCAAGCCCUUAAAUUAGAACGGAUUCCAAUUGGCUGUCAGUGUUUUAUCAUUCAACAGCUGGAAAAAAUCAUUCUGAAAGUGAUCCCAACGAUAUUGUUUAUCUAUAUCAUUAUUGUUAUCGUCGUGGUGUGGACAGUGCUAUUCUUUUAUAUUUAAAACGAUUUUUAGAACUAUAUUUUUAUCGUUAUCUUUAUAGUUAUCGUUCUUGUUGUGAAGGGCCUUUAGUCUCACUUAAAAUGUCAUUGCAUUAGUUAAAAUAUAAAACAUUUACUUGAGAAGAAAGAGAGCGCAAGCACACUUUACAAGAAAAAACAUUGCACAAAUAGUUCAAAACCACUUUCUGGUUGUCAAAUGUUAGCAAGAUGAAUCAAAGAAUGUGCAUUAAGGUUGGCAUUUAGGGUUGCCAGGUUUGCGUAACAAAACUAUUGCUAUUCAAAACCCAGCCAAUUUACAGCCAAAACUAGCCCAAAAUCGCAUUCUGGGGGGUUCCCCAGUAAAAAAAAAUUAGUUCCCGCGAUGGGGGAGGGGUCACUUCAACCUGCGGCAACAGUGUAAAAGUAGCCCAAUGCCGCAGGAAAACCGCGGACUUGGCAACUCUGUUGGCAUUAAAGGCUAUUGUGACGUAUAUGCGAGUGAAAUGCUUCUCGAACAAGAACAAAUGUAGGGCGGGGCUUGAUUUUGUCUGUGGGGAAUUGAUUGGAUGGUUGUGGUUUGCUAUUGGUGGAUCUCAUGUGAGUGACAGGUUGCCCCACCCUCAUCAUUAGAGAAGAGAAAUCACUGCAAGAGUUAUUUUGACUCAAGAUUACGAGGCACAUGAAAUUAAAACAAUACUUUUAAAACAGAUAAAUCAUUUAUAAUAAAUACUAAAAUAUUCCAUUUAAAAAUAAGAAUCAAUUUUGAUAUUACAGUGACUUUAAUAAAGUGAAUCUCAUUUUGAUUUCAUGUUAACUUUUGUGCAUCACCUGAGCUGUGUGUGUAUUUUCCAUCAAGUCAGCAUUGUUGCGUCGGCGUCUGGUUGUAUUUAUAAUCUGGGUUUGCAGUGUCAGGGUUUUUCCAGCAUGUGGUCUUCAGGGAGGGCGUGUGUGCGGGUCUGCAUUAGCUCUAAUGGCCAGAGGGGUCACGUUUAAAAUCAUAAUGGCUUUUCCGCUCCCUCCUGCUGGGAGACACGUCUCCAACGCAGCCUCAUCAGAAAGGACGUCCGCCCAAUAAAAGAUGCCGGCUUCAAUCUCUCCGCAUACGCUUUUAAAGAAAUUCAUUUUGCACUUCCUUCGUUUCCUUGCUUCUUAGACGAUGGCGGUCGCUUCUUUUCAGAGCGCUUUCUGACAUGUUGUCAUUAUAAUUGUGCUUUGUCACUGCAAUGCUGUUGUUUGACUGUAGCUGGAGGGGGAAAGGGCUUGUUUAUCGUUUUAAUACAUGGGAAAGACAGAUUCAGCCAGAGACAAAGACAUUCUGUUUUUAUUUUCAACACACACUCUUAGAAGAAAAGGUUCUAUAUAGAAGCUUAAAGGGUUCCGUCAGGCACUUCAUGAUAUAUAGAACCAUUUAGGAGUCCCAUCAGGGAUCAUUUUAUGGAUUCGUUUAAUUAGUAGUCGUAGACACCUAUUGUAAUCAUUGGGGUUCUUAUUAUUCUUCUUCCGUUUCCACUUUUGAGUCCAUGGCAGCCCAUAGAACCGCUUGCGGGAAAGUUAUGAAAUUUGGCACACUGAUAGAGGCCAGUUUGAACUGUGUCCAUAACAAAUUUGGAGUCUCUAACUCAAACCCUCUAGCGCCACCAGCACUCACAUUUAUGCUAAAAACUUUUGAACCGUAAGCACCCUAUGAUGUCAUUUUCCGCCAUUUUUCCGCCAUUUUGAAUUUUCCAAAAAAACUACUUUUUCGAACUCCUCCUAGGCCGUUACUCCGAUUUUCACGAAAAUUGAAUCAGAUCAUCUUCAGACCAUGCGGAAUUCAAGUCGAUUUGUCGAACCGUUUUCGAAAAGCACGCAAACGAAUUUUACGUAGUGCUUGUGGAAAUAGACGUAAGGCUUUAUCUCCUCAACCCUUUAUUGUAUUCAGACCAAACAUGGUCCAUGUCAUCACAAGCAUGACCGGAGGUAACAUGUAAAAAAGUUAUAAUGAAAUUUCGGCACAGCGCCACCUACUGGUCCGGAGAUAUGAAAUAUUGCUCUUUUUGCUUAUAACUUCUGAACGGUUUGUCCAAAAAUCAUAAAAGUGGUCUCGUUAGAAUUGGGGCAUCAAGCUGAGUCGAACGACAUCCAACUUUUCCAUAUCGGCCAAUUUGCGCGUUAGCCAUUUUGAAUUUUGGCAUAAAAUGCUGUAUUUUAUGAACGCAUUAGUGUAUCUUUACGAAACUCGGUAUGUGUCUUCGGCACUAUGCCCUGACAAUACUCCAAAAGUUUCAGGGCAGCGCCACCUUGUGGUCAAAAGUUAUAAUGAAAUUUACAAAAAUGCUAAUAACUUCUAAAUAAAUUAAAUUAAAUGAUGGUCUUUUAUGGUCUUAGCAGAGAACAUAGAUACCAAUUUUGCUAUAUUUGGCCAAACUUCCUGUCCGCCAUUUUGAUUUCGAUUGAAAUUUUUGAUUGAAAACAUACUUUUUCGAACUCCUCUUAGUCCGUUUGUGCGAUUUUCACCAAAAUCGAAUCGUAUCAUCUUCUGACUGUGCUGGCAAAAGUUAUGGAUUUCAUGUUGAUAGACGAAACUGUUUUCGUAUACCGCAGCAACGAAUUUGAGGCAUGAUGCCAAAACGACUCUUGAGGCUGUAUCUCUGCAGUGCUUUGGCAUACUGACACCAAACUUUGUGAGUGUCAUUGUCACCUCACUCUGACAAUACCACAUUAAUUUGAUCACAGCGCCACCUAUUGGUCGAAAGUGAUAAACCAGUAAAUCAUUAUUAUUAACUGUAUUUAUGAUUUUUCAGCUAAUUUUGAUCUAAAUGACCAUAAUAGGGCUUUAAUUGCUCAUUUUUGCAGUUGGUCUGAUGCUCCCAGCUUGUCAUGACUUCUUUGUGCUUGGCCCCUUAAUUGCUGUUUGCAGCUAUAUUUAUUUUUAAUUUUAAUUAAAUUUUAUUUAAUUCUAUUGUAAACAUACUUUAUCACUAGACAUUUCUCCUUAUAUAGAGCUGUUUUGGCAUAAAGGGUCGUUUAAAAUUGAGUCAAGAACCCUAUAGAGUUCUUUAUAGAACCUUUUUUAAGAGCGUGUUCAAUCUCACAUGCAGACAAAUUUUUUCAGUCAUUAUUUGCUAUGAAUCACAAGGCCCAUGUGGAAUCUGCAGACAUUUUGAGGUGGUAAAAUCUGCAAAAAUUAGAUUAAAACAUGGUAAAAUGUGUUAAGCAGAGCUGAGAGUUCUACAAAAAACAUUAAAAUUAGCCAAAAUAUUUAAUAAAGGUGAAGAAGUUUGUGAAUGACGGGCGUUCCUAUUCCCGCGGACAUCUGUGGGCGUAGAUUCUGCGUGGGCCUGUUUAUCUCUGACAGAUAGUAAUUAUGUUACAGUAUGUGCUAGUAUGCAUACUGCUCUACUGUCAGCAUCUGCUCUGAUAAGCUUGGCUUGUGCUCUCUAUUAUCUAGAUUUAGUUUCUUGACUGAGUUCAGAACAGAACUCCGUAUUGUAUAAUAUAUAAAUUAUGUCGAUAGUCCACUUUAGACUUUCUACGAACCACAAGUAACUUUGCAACUACAUGUCAGCUAACUCUCAUCAGAGUAUUAGUAGACUGUUAGGGUUAGAAGAAUAAGUUGACAUGUAGUUGCAAAGUUACUUAUAGUCAGUAGAAUUUCUGUUGAAGAGCAUCAAAAUAAAGUGUUUGCAGAUAACAAGUCUACUAAUACUCUAAUGACUGCUAGUUGACAUGUUGCAAAGUUACUUAUAUAGUUAGCAGAAUGUCUAAAGUGAACCAUCGAAGUAAAGUAUUACUACUAUUUUAAAUAGAAUGUGAAAGAGCAUAAAAUAAAGCUCAACACAGGUAAAAAUCACUGUUACACAUGGCUUUGAGUAGCAAAAUUCACUGACUGCAGUAUUUGGUAACAUUUAUUAAUAUUAAUCAUUGGGAAUAGCAAGAUGACAUCUAGUAUAGAUAUGCACUGUGUACACGACCAUUCAAAAAAUUUAGAUCGGAAAGUUUUUAUUUUUUUUAUUUGGUAUAAAUUACAGUUUACAAUAUAUUUGCAUAGAAAACAGUUAUUUUAAAUCGUAAAAAUAUUUCAUGAUUUUUACAGUAUUUUUGAUCAAAUAAAUGCAUCCUUGUUGUUUCUUUAAAAAAACAUUUCAAACAGCCUUUGUUCUGCCCUCAAACCCUGUUAAACAAAUACACACAGCAGCUAAACAUAUCUUUGGACUUUGAAGGUUCAAAUAAUUCAUUUAGACACACUUCAUGUGGUUUAACGGUGAUGAAUGGUUAGUGUGUAAAAGUAAUGUGAGCUUUACCGCCUACCUUUUUUUCCAAUGCAGAUUCAAAUGCACACAAUAGCAGGCAUGACAUCAGCGAGUUUAUGUACGGUAAGUCCGGUCUAUAGGCCUGCGGGGUCAGCGGGGUCAGCCCGUGGGUUGGUGAGGCCACGUUAAAAUGAGCUAUUAGAGAAAAACAAGGAUGUGGAAGAAAUUACGAGACAGGAUCAGUGAAAUGAUGCUGAACAAUAUUUACCCUCCUCUUUAGUAUCGACAGGGCGAGCUUUGAGUCACGCAGAGGUUGACCCUCGUCUCCUGUAGCUUCUCGUGUCACAUGCUAAGAGACGUGUUAGUUCGUCAGUUAUUUAACAGAUUUUAAUGUAUCCUGCAAUGGAUCACUGUAGCUCCAAAUGCACAUGCUCCGUCCAUUUCCUUUGGUUCCUUUCUUGCUUUUCAGAAGAUAAAAGAGUCGAACAUGCUGCAUUUCCCCCUCAAACAGCCGGCUGGUGAGACGUGUGAAGCGCGCUUGUAUAUCUCAAAGGAUUUUUCGCCAUUUCUGCCUCCAUAUUUGCAGGUCGCUUCUUUGAUUGUCAGCCACUGUUGUGCCAUUGUGAACAUUGAUCAAUGUUUUUCAUCGUUUGUAUGGACAAGCAACAUGAUAAUGUCAUCUGUACAAUUUGUAUAAUAUAAUAAAUAUGAUUUAUAUUUGA
This is a messenger RNA of Ctenopharyngodon idella (grass carp), 10577 nucleotides long. Its product is annotated as raftlin. The transcript has 9 exons. Lineage: Eukaryota; Metazoa; Chordata; Actinopteri; Cypriniformes; Xenocyprididae. The coding region runs from base 9 to 1772 and encodes 587 amino acids. The record is from RefSeq and is a predicted model, not a curated record.